Messenger RNA from Rubroshorea leprosula, 731 nucleotides. Lineage: Eukaryota; Viridiplantae; Streptophyta; Magnoliopsida; Malvales; Dipterocarpaceae. The record is from the annotation of a GenBank genome assembly.
AAAUACGAAGGAAACAAAAAAAAAAAAAAGGACAAAAUUGAUAUGUUUUAUCUUAUCUUUUCACCAAACAAUCCAUCUCACCGAGACACAGCCAACAAUUUCAAGACAACGUCCGUCUGUAAGAAAACAAGGCUGGCCUCUUUCUCCAGCGCAACCGCUGAACUUCUCAUUCCUUGUGCUUCAAAAUCUGGUAACUUCCUUUCAACCCUAGAUCUAAUCUACUUAAUGAUGGUGAUGUUGAUGGAACUGGUAAUCUCUGUUUGGUUGGUGGGAAGAUUAAGUGAAAGGAAAGGUGGGGAAAGUCAUGAUGCUAUAUGGGUUAAGCUUCUAAGUUAAAUUAAAUGAUUUGUGUUCGGAUGAGAUCCUACUUCUUUUAUUUUGUUUCCCCAAUUAAUUUUGAAUCUUUGACUUCUUGUCCAUAAGCUACUAGUCAUAUCAAUUUUGUGGGUUUUAGGUGAUGGUUUUUUGUAAGAUCCAUAUGAAAAAGUUUUGUGAAUUGAUUUCCUCCACUCAAGCCAUUGCAUUCUUCUUGUUGUCAUUGUUUUUGUUGUGUUGUAGUGAACAAGUCUUCACUCUUUUCAGUCAAAUUUCUCACUUGAAAUGUUUCUCUGAAACCAUUGGGUUUGCACAGGCAUGAAUCUUUGUUACGGAUUACAAUAGGGGGUACUGUUGUUCCUUUCCUCUGAAGGUCAUGGUUUCCAGCUAUAGCAUGAUAAAAUGUUUAGGUCACU